This is a messenger RNA of Saccostrea cuccullata (small rock oyster), 419 nucleotides long. RefSeq names its product calpain-7-like. The annotation marks the transcript as partial. The transcript is spliced from 3 exons. Gene Ontology annotation, molecular function: cysteine-type endopeptidase activity. NCBI's taxonomy places the organism in Eukaryota, Metazoa, Mollusca, Bivalvia, Ostreida, Ostreidae. Gene Ontology annotation, biological process: proteolysis. The record is from RefSeq and is a predicted model, not a curated record.
AUUAAGGACAAGCUUGAGAGAGAGUCGGUGUUUGAGGCGAUCAUGCUGGAGUCGGAGCGGAUCCAACUUUUUAAGGAGUACCAGGCCUUGCUUGAGGACACCUGUAGUCACCACCACGCCAAGAGAAAGAAACGCAAACAGAAACAUAAACGAUCCCGAUCCAGAUCUACAGUACAGUGUUGGUUUUGAGGUGACGUGUGUUUCAGAGAACGUGCCAGGGGCACCAGGCCAAUUCAAGAGAACCAGUUCAGGAGAUUACAGGAAUAGUUACUGUGUUCUACAGCUAGACAGAAUCUCGGGAGGGAUUUAUAACAUCAUGCCCAGUACCUUCCUACCCGGCCAGGAGGGACCAUUCUUCUUAGACAUCAGCAGUUCCAGUCCUGUAACAGUCGCCCAGAUAUAGUAGAACCAACAUUAAU